AUGGCAGAAUACGAGAUCGAUGUCGAGAGGGGAUCAUCAUACCGCAAUGACGACAACAACAAGUGUGCGAUUGAAGACGACAAGAUACCGGAAGCAGAGGAGAUCGAGUAUCUGUACCUCACCUUCGAUGUGCCUAUCCCCACGCCAGCCGGUCUCGCUUCCCCCCAUCCUGGUCAGUCGCCGCCUCCACCAUGUCCCAAUCUCAAAAAAUACGCUUCACCGUUCCUCUGGCCCAAGUCCCGUAAGACUGUGACCACGAUGAUUUGUUGUGCUGUGACUAUGAUGGCCAGUUACGCCGCUGGAGAGUAUACGCCUGCCGCAAUGCACCUCAUGGAGAAGUGGCAUAUCAGCAGAGUCGUGUAUAACCUGGGAAUCACAUUUUACACCUUGGGCUUCGGCAUCGCUCCUAUGAUCCUAGCACCCUUCUCGGAGUUCAAUGGGAGACGGCCAAUAUUCCUUCUCAGUGGGAUCAUUUUCACGGUUUGCUUGAUUGGAUGCGGCGUAACGGAGUCAUUGGCUGGGAUGUUCUUGGCGAGAUUCUUUCUGGGUGUGGGCGGAUCCACUUUCUCCACGAUGAUCGGCGGUGUUAUCAGCGACAUCUACCAUGCUGAAGUCCGGAAUGCCCCUAUGGCAUGGUACUCGGGAUUCGUGUUUUUCGGGACGGGGUUAGGCCCCCUGGUUAGCGGCUUCAUACCAGGUCGUGCAAGUUGGCGAUGGAUUUACUACUCCCAGGCCAUUGCUAGCGGCGUCUUGGUGGUAAUCAUCUUCUUCUUCAUGACGGAAACUCGCGGCAGUGUGCUCUUGAGUCGAAAAGCAAAGGCCCUCAAUCGAUACUACGAAAAAUUAGAAGCAGCAGGUUAUUAUGGCGUGGUAUUCGAUUCAGAUGGCUCAAUUGAGAAGCAACGCGUCCAACGCAUCAGGUGGAAAGUCAAAAGUGACGAGGAGCGUGAGUCUCUGAUCAAGAUGGUCACUGUGUCCUGCACCAGGCCAUUCCAUCUGCUGUUUACCGAGCCGGUGGUUUUCUUUUUUUCCUUAUGGGCCGCAUUCAGCUGGGCGAUUCUCUACCUCCAAUUCAGCUCCAUCCCGCUUGUCUUUCAAACCAACUAUCAUUUUAAUCUCGAACAAUCUGAGGCCGUGUGUUCAGCGAUGUCGAUUGGCGCGAUGAUCAUCACACCCAUAAGCAUAUACCAGGAAAAGCUUGCGGCCAGACUCGGUAAGCUGUCUACCAGUCCAGAGGGCCGACUGUACUUCCCCUGCGCAAUGUCCAUCUUGUUGCCAGUAGGGUUAUUCUGGUUCGGGUGGACAUCACUCGUUCAUCAUUGGAUUGUCCCGGCACUAGCUGUUGCUUGUUCAACUAUGGGGAUCUUCUCUGUAUACUUAGCUGUCUUCAAUUAUUUUGCCGAUACAUACCAUCGAUAUGCAAGCUCCGCAAUUGCGGCUGCUGGCUUUAGUCGAAACAUGCUGGCAGGUGUAUUUCCUCUGGUCACAAAUGCCCUGUUUAACAAUCUUGGGUUUCCAGCCGCUUCAAGCUUGCUGGGUGGGAUUGGUAUUGGACUGACAGUGGUGCCAUGGGUUCUCGUUUUCUAUGGACCCCAAAUCCGCGCACGAAGCAAGUUUGCAAGUGAAUUGACACACCAGCAUUAGCCCUUUUAUGUUGUGUUUCCUAUACUUCUGAUCCCCUCCUGACCUGACAUCUUGCGGAAUGCCCAGAGCCAUGACUUGGGAGGACCAGGAACCAAGCUCUUUUAAGACAUAUUUCUUUGAGUUUGACCUAUCUUCCAUUCAAUUGUGAUGGCAUAGGGAGCUGUUGCUAAAAACUUGGAGUUACCUGUUUGCCAAGGCUCUAGGUUGACGAUGAUGCGACAUGCUGCCAAAACGGACCUGGCGACAAUGAGAGCAGUAGUAGCAUGCAUCUAACAUCUCGAGAGGCCUUCGGGGUUACUAAAAGUUUGAUUUUCAUUGCGAUAGACGUUACAAGCUCGGUUCAAGGAGCGCUCUAUGGUCAACGAUCAUAAAAAUAGACAUUAUAGAUAAUGAUAAUGUGACUUGAGA
Messenger RNA from Monascus purpureus, 2052 nucleotides. Lineage: Eukaryota; Fungi; Ascomycota; Eurotiomycetes; Eurotiales; Aspergillaceae. The record is from the annotation of a GenBank genome assembly.